Messenger RNA from Arvicanthis niloticus (Nile rat), 4110 nucleotides. RefSeq names its product G-rich RNA sequence binding factor 1 (gene Grsf1). Gene Ontology annotation, molecular function: RNA binding. The record is from RefSeq and is a predicted model, not a curated record. NCBI's taxonomy places the organism in Eukaryota, Metazoa, Chordata, Mammalia, Rodentia, Muridae.
CUCCUCCGCCCUCUGAGUCUCGCCUCAACCCCGGGUGCGCGCGGCGGGCAUGUGCCCGGUGCCCACUCCCCGCCCUGGAUUCCACUUCCCCUCCGCAUCGCGCCACAGCGGGCAACCUCCAGGCCCCGCGCCGCCUCCGGAGCCGAUGGCCGGGACGCGCCUGGGUGCUAGGGGCGUUGCUCCGGGCUGCGGCUGCAACUGCAGCAGCUGCCGGCGGACGGGCGCCGCCUGCCUGCCCUUCUACUCGGCCGCCGGCACCUUCCCGUCCGGCGUCUCUGGCCGCCGCCGCCUGCUGUUGCUCCUCGGGGCCGCCGCGGCCGCCGCUUCGCAGACGCGGGGCCUGCAGCUCGGGCCUGCGGCCGCCGGGAGACUGGCGGGUCCCGUCCCUGCCCGACACUCCGCCGCCGCGGCCGCCGCCGGCUCCUACUCCGCCCUGCGCACCCCGCUGCUUCCGCGGUCGCUGGCGGCCGCCGCGGGCCCGGCGCGGGGUUACAGCCAGGAGUCCAAAACUACCUAUCUGGAAGACCUCCCGCCACUACCUGAGUACGACCUGAGCCCAUCCAAGCUAGGAGAGGUGGAUGAUGUCUACCUCAUCCGAGCUCAGGGACUGCCUUGGUCCUGCACUGUGGAGGACGUUCUCAACUUUUUCUCAGACUGCAGAAUCAGAAACAGUGAGAAUGGAAUACAUUUCCUCCUAAAUAGAGAUGGGAAACGGAGGGGCGAUGCCUUAAUUGAGAUGGAGUCCGAGCAGGAUGUGCAGAAGGCCUUAGAAAAGCACCGGAUGUACAUGGGGCAGCGCUAUGUGGAAGUGUAUGAAAUAAACAACGAAGAUGUGGAUGCCUUAAUGAAGAGCCUGCAGGUCAAGCCUUCGCCUGCGCUCAGUGAUGGUGUGGUCCGUCUGAGAGGACUUCCGUACAGCUGCAAUGAAAAGGACAUUGUGGACUUCUUUGCAGGACUGAACAUAGUGGACAUUACUUUUGUGAUGGACUAUAGAGGGAGAAGAAAAACAGGGGAGGCCUAUGUACAGUUUGAAGAACCAGAAAUGGCCAACCAAGCGCUCCUGAAGCACAGGGAAGAGAUUGGUAACCGAUACAUAGAGAUAUUUCCAAGUAGAAGGAAUGAAGUUCGAACACACGUUGGAUCUCAUAAAGGAAAAAAAAUGUCGUCUUCUCCUACUGCUAAAUAUAUAACUGAGCCAGAAGUGGUCUUUGAGGAACAUGAAGUAAAUGAGGGUACUCGGCCUAUGACAGCUUUUGAAAGUGAUAAAGAGAUAGAAUUGCCUAAGGAGAUGUCAGAAAAACUUCCAGAGGCUGUUGAUUUUGGAACUAUGCCUUCCCUGCAUUUUGUCCACAUGAGAGGAUUGCCUUUCCAAGCCAAUGCCCAAGACAUUAUAAAUUUCUUUGCUCCACUGAAGCCUGUGAGGAUCACCAUGGAGUACAGCUCCAGUGGGAAGGCCACUGGAGAAGCUGACGUGCACUUUGAUACCCACGAGGAUGCUGUUGCAGCCAUGCUCAAGGAUCGGUCCCAUGUUCAACAUAGGUAUAUUGAGCUGUUCCUAAAUUCAUGUCCUAAAGGAAAAUAAGACUUCAACAGACCCCAGAAAAUAAGGAUGAAGCAGGAAGCAUCUCAUUUGCACAUCUCUCUGGGACGUGGGAUAAAAAGAUCCAGUUGAUUGGCAACAACUGCUGGAGAAAGGAUCUGUGGAUCUUAGUGCUUUGUUUAUACCGAGAAAGAUUCCGUUUGGGAUUAUGAGAUAAGCUACAAACUUAAAACUCUGUUUAAACAGUCCAGCCCAGGGUGUGAUUGGGAAAGUCUGGUCUAUGUGAUUUAGUUUUCUGUCCUGGAGGACAUCUUACAGGUGUAAGAUGAUGUCGCCCUCCAUCCAGUGCUGCCCCUCGGAUCCUUACUCCCGCCCGCUUGUUGUUGCCUAUGAUUGAGAGCUCUGAUAUAAAACUCAUGGAAUAAAUUAAUGGUGUAUUUUUACCCAACACUCACCAAAGCAACAGAAGGUUUCAGAACUUUAAUAAGCCAGUCUGAUUUGGUCAAAUAGUGUUUCAUUUUAUCUUUAUUUGAUUACUUAGGUAUAGAAGUUUUAAAUACUAGCAAACCACAGGUUAGUGAGUGUAAGUGGUCACUCGGCAGUUACGUCUGGUCUGUAGAAACACUUUGCCUCCCUAAGCCUUGACCUGAAGGCAUUUGAUGGGGCCUGUCUGUCUGUGGUCUUCACUUUUUUUUUUUUUUUUGACAAAUCUUAAGGCUAUUAGGUUUGAAAUCGUUACAUGACAUAUCAAAGCAGUCCAGACUGGUAAGGACAUUAAUAGCUUCACUUGGAUUGAACCAGCUCUAGAUAGGGGAAAAACCUACUCUAAGUCUCCUCAUGUGCUUUUCCAGUGGGGUAGCCAUCCAUCUUUUAGAACAAGUAGGGGUGCCUUGCUUACAUAAAUAAACUAGCUUUUAAUGUAAAAUUGUGUGAAGGGUCUAUGGAUAGAGCUCUAUUUCUGUCACAUUGUGGCAGUACCUUCUGCUUUAAUACUAAAUAGCUUGUUAUUUAAAUACUGGACAAAAUGGCUGGCUUCAAAAAUAGUCAUUAAUAAACUUAACUUUAUGUAUUCCUGUGUAGAAGAAUCAAAGUCCUGUAUAUUUUCUUUAUCUUGUUCCUAUUCUCAGGGUGACAGCUGCCACCAAGAGAUAAUAAAUCUCACUCUUCAGAUUGAAUUUUCUGAGCUUCCAGAGGUGGUAACCUGGAAGAGACAUGUAUUGCUCAGUACACAGCCACCUGUGAUUACCAGCUAAGGGGCAAAAUUACUGUCCUGUGGACAAUAAAUGAGGGUUUGUUUCAAGCUGGAGAUGACCUGAGAGUGUUUGUUACUAGAAUGUACGAGUCAAUUAUCAAGUCCUGGUGUAUUAAUAUGAGAAGAGAUGGUUUCCAGGUAUGUUUUUUAAAAAAUGAGUAAAAGAGUGGCUUAGGGUUGGGUGUGGAAGCAUGUCAGCUUUUAAUCCCCACACAGUGGAGGCAGAGGUGGGCAAAUCUCUGUGUAAGUUUGAGGCCAGAAUGAUCCACGUGUUGAGUUUGGGCUAACUAGGGCUAUGUAGUGAGACUGUAUCUCAAAAACAAAACAAGCCGUGGCUUAACAACACACCACUUAGAGACGUUUUCACAAGGAGUUGACAUGAGAGGUGGUGUCUAGAGUUCUGGCUGUAUCAGGGUGUGAGCUCUAUCGUCCACAGCUGGUCUCUGUUGGCUGUGGGAAAGAUCUGUAAGAGUGUUGGCAUUAAGUGCUCUGCUCUGGGUAAGCUUGAAGGGAUGUAUAAUGCCUCUCUGGAGGCUGAGUUCUCUGUUCAAAGCAAAGUUGUAACACUGGGAAAUUAUGAACUGACAUUCUGUUUUCAGGAUUUCUCAUAACUUAGGCCACUGAGUUAGUAAUUGCUGAUAGGUGUAGUUACUGGAAAAGAAACACAUAAUUGAAUAAAAGUUCAUUUAUAAUUGUAGCACUCAAAAAGGUGAGGCAGGAGGAUUACAAAUUAGAGUUCAGUGUGAGCUAUGUAAGAGAAAUCUUGUACCCUAAACUCCUAACUUGAAAAAGAAAAAACACGAAACAGGAUUAGGGUGUAUGGCAGGUGCCUGUGGUCUUCGGCUCUGCCUGACAGAGGAGCUGCAAGGGAGGAAACCGGAAGCAAGUGAUGGAAGAGACUGAAGCCCAGUGCUUGUCCCGCUGUGGCAGAAAUGCUGAGGCUUCUGCCACGUGGAAAGGGACAUAGUCCUGACAGCUGCACUGUGGGGAGAGGGGAAGGCGUGUAAGCCACCAUGUGGGUGACAGGGCCAUGACCCUCCCUACUGGUCAGCACAGUGGUCAUUCCUGUUAGCAUCCUCUGCCCUCAGCAGCGUCGGCAGGGUUCAUCUGCAGUCUUUUAUUCUACUUGGUAUUCUAUCCUAUAAUUUAAUACACUAUUUAAAUUUGUGAGUCUAUCAUCACACUCACUAUUCAUCAUAGUAUGAAGUUCAGGUUCCACAGGCUUUGGCAAUAGGACUUCUCUGAUGUAUAAAUACCGAUUUUAGAUGAGAAAGUAUUUUUAUAAGCUAGGUAGGGAAUAAAGUGACUAUAAACUACA